CAGAUGAAGCUCCGCUAUCUUUAGCUCUGCCACGGAUUACUGAGCAGUGUAGGCUGGCCGCGUCCGGGUACGACUCGGCUUAACGGUGUGUGUAAUUAGUGCCUACGGUCUCCUCUUUAACAGAAAAAACUACAAAAAAAAAAAAAAAAGAAGAAGAAAAAAAGAAAACAGAAACAAAGAACAAAAGUAAUGGGGGAAUGACAGCACUAUCCGUCCCCGUCUGCGGCUCUCCGUCAUCGAGAAGACCCCGAGGAUGCUGCUACUCUCGAGCCCGCGGAACGGACGCCAGCGCCGGGCCUCGCUGCUGCUGCUGCUCGCCUUGGUCGUCGGCUGUGUCAUUCCUGUCAGUGCUAGCAUGCCAGCUCACAGUAAGUGCCCUUCCCUCAUAGACUGUGCCGUGGAGCGUCGGCAGAACUGCAGGGAGGGAUCCAACCACUGUGGCCCCUGCUUUAAGUUUUUUGUGGAGAAUGAGGAAGGAAAAUGCGUGAAGAGGAAGUACCAUCAUAAUGUCAAAUCGAAAGUUUACUCUGACCUGGAGGGAGAGAUUGAUUAUCUCCACUCCAUCAUUGAGAAACAGCAGGUCUCAGUGAUCAAAACCACAAAACAGCAGAACAAACAUCCUGCUGCUGCAGCCUUUCGGACAGAUGCUAAAAAAGGCAAAACAGAGACCUCCAACCCAAAAGAGAGAAACCAGAACCAACUCACAAAUAAGACCACCACUCUAGCCCCUCCACCUUCAGUUUCUGAACUGGAAACACUGGCCCCUGAGACAGGAGCCACUGCAGGGGGUGAUCGAGGCGGUCCUGUAGUCGUGCAGACAAAACAGAACAACAGCAUUUUUAUCAUUCUGACCUCACUGUUUGCAGCCGUGGGCGCUUUAGCAUUGGUCAUGGCAACAGUCUGUUUUGUCAAGUUAAAGAAAGAAUCCCGUCUGGCUCAGAAGGUUGACUACCCUGCUUUCAAAGGGUCAACCCCGCCUGCUGCCACAGCAAACGGUUCCUCGGUGGGAGAUAACCGUCUGGCCCACAGUGCUCAGAUGUAUCAUUACCAGCAUCAAAAACAGCAGAUGCUUUCAGUGGGGAACCACAAACCAGAACAGAAAACCGUUGAUACCGAGGUCACAUCAGAUGAGGAGGAACUGGGAGGGGACUUCACAGUAUACGAGUGCCCUGGACUUGCACCUACAGGAGAGAUGGAAGUGAAGAACCCCCUGUUUGAUGACUCGACUUUACAGUACCAGGGGAAUCAGAAAUGAAUGAUAGACACUUUACACACUGACACACACUCAUAUCAACAUACACAAGCCCAUCUCUGUGGAAGGAAGCUCCUGAUCUCACACUGCAUGCAUAGAAAUGAAGAAUACUGACAGAGGAUGAGGUGAUAAAGAUGAUUGUUUUCUUCUUGGCCCUUUACUCUUUCUGCCCUGCUUUUAAUUCUUCAAAAAUAUGUGGGUUUCCUUGUUAUAUAUUUGUGUCAUUGUUUUUGCGCAUUCCUUUCUAUCAACAUAAUGUUUUUAGAGUCUCUAUGUAACUGUAUGUUCAAUUUUUCUGCUCCGUUUUUUGUUUUCCUCCAUUUUCUGCUGCUGUUUCCAAAGAAUGUGAUCACAGACAUUUACAAAAACACACCAACUUCAGUGAAGAAACGGGUGCCCUCCUUUGUUUUUUGUCUUGCUAAGCUCGUGGCUGAACCACAUUCCAGACAGAUUCCCAGGAAAUCUGUCCAAUCAGGUCUCUGCGAUGCCUCUGAAAACACAAAGUUUAGCAUUAAAAUUGUUAGCGCUGCUGUUGCUGAUUUUAUUCCUCAUCUAUGAACUGCACAUAAAAUAUUUUAAGAAGAUAGAUUAUUAAUAUAUAAAUCUUUGGAAUGAAGUACUUGAUGAUGUCUGUUUGCAUGGUUUGACCGUGUUUGAAUCAUGGCGAUGCUUUGAUGAUUAUUCUGCCUCCUGUAUGUUUGUGUCCUGUUGCUAGGGGACUGUAAAGUUGAAGGGAACCUCUGAGCACUUGAAUGAAAUAUUUGGAGACAAACUAUAAUGAUGGAUGUUUAGAUGGUAAAUAUAUAUCUCUCUACAUGUCCCUCUUUCCUCUUCAUCCUCCUGUCGCUCUGAAGUUAACCCCCAUGCUUCAAAAUGUACAGAAAAAGAGUGAAGUGUUCACUUUUUAUAGAUAUUUGUACAUGCAGACCAAGCAUUGGAAUUAAAAAUUUUUACCACA
Molecule: messenger RNA, 2210 nt
Organism: Cheilinus undulatus (humphead wrasse)
Lineage: Eukaryota; Metazoa; Chordata; Actinopteri; Labriformes; Labridae
Gene: npdc1a
Product: neural proliferation, differentiation and control, 1a
Exons: 9
Coding region: 254-1255 (333 amino acids)
Cellular component (GO): membrane
Source: RefSeq, a predicted model, not a curated record